Messenger RNA from Giardia duodenalis, 1596 nucleotides. Its product is annotated as VSP with INR. Lineage: Eukaryota; Fornicata; Diplomonadida; Hexamitidae. The record is from RefSeq and is a predicted model, not a curated record. Bases 1 to 1596 code for a protein of 531 amino acids. The transcript has a single exon.
AUGUUGGUAGGAAUUGGUUUGAUUUUUGCAGUCGCACUGACUGAGGUAUGCAGUCCAUCGAUCGAUGGAUGCGCUGAAUGCGAUUCAACUGGACAAGGAUGCACCAAAUGCGACGCAAACGGCAACACGCCCUACCUGAAGAAGACGAAUCCCAGCGACCCGACGGGGACGUGCGUCAGCGCGGUCGACUGCCAGGGGAGCGCGGGCUACUACACCGACGACAGCGUUUCCGACGCAAAGGAGUGCAAGAAGUGUGCAGAAGGCCAAAAGCCUAAUACUGCAGGUACGCAGUGCUUCUCUUGCUCAGAUGCUAACUGUGAACGAUGCGAUCAGAAUGAUGUCUGCGCUAGAUGCAGUACCGGCGCACCACCAGAGAACGGGAAAUGCCCCGCCGCCACGCCGGGGUGCCACUCCAGCUGCGACGGAUGCACCGAGAACGCCAUGACGAACCAGGCCGACAAGUGCACUGGCUGUAAAGAGGGACGGUAUCUAAAGCCAGAGUCUGCAGCUGGGCAAUCGGGAACGUGCCUUACUGCUGAAGAGUGCACCUCCGAUACGACGCACUUCACCAAAGAGAAGGCCGGUGACUCGAAGGGGAUGUGCCUCCCAUGCAGCGACGCAACACACGGCAUCGCGGGCUGUAAAAAGUGUGCCCUCAAAACGCUCUCUGGAGAAGCAGAAUCGACGGUUGUGUGCUCCGAGUGUACAGACAAGUGGCUUACUCCUUCGGGCAAUGCAUGCUUGGACAACUGUCCUGCUGGAACAUAUCCUAACGAUAACAAUCUUUGUACCUCUUGUCAUGAUACGUGUGAAGAGUGCAAUGGCAAUGCGGACGCUGCUUCCUGCACGGCCUGCUAUCCCGGGUAUUCUCUCCUAUACGGAUCUGGCACAGCCGGAACAUGCGUCAAGGAGUGCACUGGUGCGUUCGGCGCCAACUGUGCAGACGGGCAGUGCACGGCUGACGUGGGGGGCGCGAAGUACUGUGCCCAGUGCAAGGACGGGUACGCCCCGAUCGACGGAAUCUGUACAGCGGUGGCAGCUGCCGGACGAACGAACGUAUGCACGGCGGCAGAUGGCAAGUGCACCAAAUGUGCAGGAGAGUAUACUCUCAUGUCGGGCGGGUGCUAUGGUGUGGCGAAGCUUCCUGGCAAAUCGGUUUGCACGCUCGCUAGUAACGGAAAGUGCAUUAUGUGUGCUGCAAAUGGCCAGGCACCUGUGCAAGAGAAGUGUCCGGAGUGCUCUGAAGGCUGUGCAAAAUGCAAUGAUUCUAAUGCCUGCACUGAAUGCCUUCCUGGAUACUACAAAGGUGCCGGUGAUAAAUGCUUCAAAUGUACAGCUAGUAGUGGAAAUAACAACCAAAUCACUGGUGUCGCUAAUUGCGUAAGCUGCGCCCCGCCAGCUGGUGGUAGUGGCUCUGUUACUUGCUAUGUCAAAACAGAUGGCACUAGUGGUGGUGAUGAUAACACCGGCGGAAGCGUCAACAAGAGCGGCCUCAGCACUGGCGCCAUCGCUGGCAUCGCCGUGGCUGUGGUCGUCGUCGUGGGGGGCCUCGUAGGGUUCCUCUGCUGGUGGUUCAUCUGUAGAGGGAAGGCGUGA